Messenger RNA from Lactuca virosa, 1776 nucleotides. The record is from the annotation of a GenBank genome assembly. Lineage: Eukaryota; Viridiplantae; Streptophyta; Magnoliopsida; Asterales; Asteraceae.
CUGGAAACGGAAGGCCGACACCUCUAGAAAAGGACCGACACCAAUUCAAAUCAAUUUCAAUUUCUUUGAAUGUAAGGAUUCAAUUUAGAAUAUGUUAAAUAUGGAAUUGUAAACUGUUCAGUUUAAUAUUACAUGAUCGUUUUUUAAUUAAAACUACAUGAUUGAAUUGUUAAUUGUUCUUCUACCUAACUCCUAAUCAAUUCCUGUAAGUCAACCUUUCGUCCUACGAUGAGCUUCCCCAUCGAACGGACCAAAUCACACAGGAGCUUAGGAUUUGACUUGCUGGCAAGGAGGCUCCUUCUUCAUCGAUCUGAAAAACUAAAGGUUUGCCUCGAUUAUUUUAUAAUUAUGAUGGUGCUACGGUUGUGAUUUUCUUGAUCCAAGUCUCUCGACAUUCAUCAAGAAUCCGUAUCGGAUCUCCUCUUAGGUUUUUAGAAAUGACCGACGAUGAGGAUCUUCAGCCUCUUGUAUUCGACAAUGGAACUGGAAUGAUGAAGGCAGGGUUUGCUGGUGAUGAUGCUCCUAAGAUAGAGUUCCCCAGUAUUGUUGGUAGGAUGAAAGACAAUGGUGUUACAGUGGACACGGAUGGGAAAGAUGCUUAUGUAGGAGAUGAAGCCCUGUCGAAAAGUGGUAUCCUGACUUUGAAAUAUCCUAUUGACCAUGGUAUUGUCUGCGACUGGGACGAUAUGGAAAAAAUUUUCCAUCACACCUAUAGUGAGCUUCAACAUGCUCCAACAAAGGAUCCCGUGCUUCUCACUGAGGCUCCUUUAAAUCCCAAGGCUAACAGAGAGAAGAUGACUGAACUCAUGUUUGAGACCUUCAAAGUUCCAGCCAUGUACAUUGCAAUUGGGGGCGUGCUUGCUUUGUAUGCGAGUGGUCGCACAACUGGUAUCGUGUUGGAUUCCGGAGAGGGUGUAUCCCACACGAUCCCAAUUUACGAAGGGUACGCACUUCCUCAUGCCAUCCUCCGCCUUGAUCUCGCUGGUGUUGACAUCACAGAUUCCCUAAUGAAGAUCCUAUCCGAAAGAGGCUACUUGUUCACAACAACCGCCGAACAGGAAAUUAUCCGUGACAUGAAAGAAAAGCUCGCAUACGUGGCUCUUGACUAUGAGCAAGAACUCGAAACUGCAAAAAGUAACUCCUCUAUUGAACAGAACUAUGAUCUGCCCGAUGGGCAGGUUAUCAGGAUUGGGGCAGAGAGAUUCCGGUGUGCAGAGGUUCUCUUCCAGCCACAUCUGAUUGGAAUGGAAGCUGCUGGUAUUCAUGAGAUGACCUACAAUUCCAUCAUGAAGUGUGAUCUUGGUACUAGGAAGGAUCUUUAUGGAAAUAUUGUGCUUAGUGGUGGGUCAACCAUGUUCCCAGGCAUGGCUGACCGAAUGAGCAGAGAAGUGACUGCCCUUGCCCCUAGUAGCAUGAAGGUUAAGGUGGUACAACCACCUGAGAGGAAACACAGUGUUUGGAUCGGAGGAUCAAUUCUUGCAACUCUCAGCACCUUCCAACAGAUGUGGAUCUCGAAGGCCGAGUAUGAAGAGUCUGGUUCCUCUAUUGUCCACAAGAAAUGCUUCUAAGUACGUAUUAUGUUGCUAUGGUCGAGUUUGUUUUUGUUUUUGUAAUUUUUAUCCAUUUAUUUUUGUUGUUAUGUUUCAUGAGAAGCAAGAAAGGCAGAAAUGCUUUUGUGUUGUAUGAUGUAACCCAUUAAUUUGUUUAGAAUUUGGCUGAAACAGAUAGAAAUCUUGACAUUUAGAUGUACAGAUCAAAGUUGUAUUUUAGAGAUUC